Messenger RNA from Limanda limanda (common dab), 2745 nucleotides. RefSeq names its product upstream binding protein 1 (gene ubp1). NCBI's taxonomy places the organism in Eukaryota, Metazoa, Chordata, Actinopteri, Pleuronectiformes, Pleuronectidae. The transcript is spliced from 16 exons. Gene Ontology annotation, biological process: regulation of transcription by RNA polymerase II. The record is from RefSeq and is a predicted model, not a curated record. Gene Ontology annotation, molecular function: DNA-binding transcription activator activity, RNA polymerase II-specific; RNA polymerase II cis-regulatory region sequence-specific DNA binding. Bases 786 to 2414 code for a protein of 542 amino acids. Gene Ontology annotation, cellular component: nucleus.
CCUCUGGCAGUCCGUCCGCCGAGGGGGAGCCAUGUUGAUGCCCGCUCUUGUGUCUCGGGUAUGGUUGAAGGACCCGCAGAGUGGGAGCCUGCUGCGGUGAUUCCCGCACCGCCACGCAAAGAGGACAGCGGCCCGGGGACGGCAGGGGGGGCGGCCCGCACGGAGCCCCGCACGGAGUAGCGCUGCACCGCACACUCGACCCGCAGCCAGGGAAGUUGAUGCUAGUUAGCUUGUUAGCUAGGUUGGCAACAGCUGUGCGGACGUUGCGUGGGAUGCGGCUUGUGGACUGAACCCUCGGGUCCGGUUCCUUCUUUCGUGGAGCGACGUGUGGCCAACCCGCUUCACCACCGUGUCCGGGCGGACCGCGGCCAUGCUGACCUAACGCCACUUGCCUUUGUGACGCUAGCUAGCUGUUAGCUCCUGUUAGCAUGCUGACAACUAGCCCGCAGCUCCAGUCACGACCAGCGUUUUGUAGCUGAGCGGCCGCUCGCUUGUUGCUCGCUGCGCACAGACUCUCCCCUCGGCCGUGGAGCAGCGUGUUGCGUGACAGACCCUCCCCGAGCUGGACACUAUGGCGAUACACCCAGUCUCUAUGGAAAGCUACCAGUUUGCCUGCCUAGCUUGCCAGGGAGCGGCUAACGGGCUAGCAGCGUAACUUCCCCCCCCCUCCCCUCACGGCGUCACCCACAAGCCGCGGAGCCCACCUCCUCGCCAGGCGACCUCCUCGCACCUGAAGCAAGCUGGCGGCCCUCCGAAUAGAAGCCGAGGACAAGGAGCUCGGGCCGAUGGCCUGGGUGCUGAAGAUGGACGACGCCUCCAUCGAGUCGGGGCUGGUGCACGACUUCGAUGCCAGCCUGUCCGGCAUCGGGCAGGAGCUGGGGGCUGGAGCCUACAGCAUGAGUGAUGUGCUGGCUCUGCCGAUUUUUAAGCAGGAGGACUCCAGCCUUCCGACCGAAAGUGAGACCAAAAACCCCCCAUUCCAGUAUGUGAUGUGCACCGCCACCUCGCCUGCUAUCAAGCUGCAUGACGAGACGCUCACAUACCUAAACCAAGGCCAGUCUUACGAGGUGCGUUUGUUGGACAACCGGAAGGCAGAGGAGUUACCAGAGCUCAACAACAAGAUGGUGAAGAGCACAGUGCGAGUGGUGUUUCACGACCGCCGGCUGCAGUACACAGAGCACCAGCAGCUGGAGGGCUGGAAGUGGAAUCGACCUGGUGACCGUCUCCUUGACAUCGAUAUCCCCAUGUCAGUGGGCAUUGUGGAGCCGAAGACUCACCCCUCCCAGCUCAACGCUGCAGAGUUCCUGUGGGACAUGAACAAAAGGACUUCUGUUUUUGUGCAGGUGCAUUGCAUCAGCACAGAGUUCACUCCCAGGAAACACGGCGGAGAGAAGGGCGUUCCCUUCAGGAUCCAGAUCGACACGUUUGCCCUGGGAGACAAUGGAGAGUACACAGAACACCUCCACUCUGCCUCCUGCCAAAUUAAAGUCUUUAAGCCAAAGGGGGCGGACCGAAAGCAAAAGACAGACCGGGAGAAGAUGGAGAAACGCACAGCUCAAGAAAAAGAAAAGUACCAGCCCUCUUACGAUACCACUAUCCUGUCAGAGACAAGGCUUGAACCCAUCAUAGAGGAUGCGGGUGACCACGAGCUGAAAAAAUCCAGCAAGCGGACACUUCCCGCUGACUGUGGUGACUCCUUGGCCAAGAGAGGCAGUUGCUCCCCGUGGCCAGACAAUGCCUACGUCAGCACCAACCAGGCAGCUACUCCCUCCUUCACCUCCACCCCGCUGUCCACCUACUCAACCUCCUCAGUACCGGACAGUGACUCGUCCUCUCCAAAUCACCAGGCCGACCCCACCAGCCUCGGCAAUUUGGAGCAGCUGAGUCCCACUGCGUCCAUACAGGACGCACAGAAGUGGCUGCUGAAAAACCGCUUCAACUCCUACACACGACUCUUCUCUCACUUCUCAGGUUCAGAUUUGUUGAAGCUAACCCGGGACGACCUGGUCCAGAUUUGUGGGCCAGCAGAUGGGAUCAGACUUUACAAUGCACUUAAAUCCAGGUCGGUGUGCCCCAGGUUGACGGUGUAUGUCUGUCAGGAGUCUCCUCAGGAGAGCCCCCUGCUGGAGAGGCAUGGCAGUAAUGAAAAUGGAGAGCACAGCAUCUCCUCUAAUUUACGAGUAUACCACGCUCUGUACCUAGAGGACCUGACAGCUGCAGAACUGAUCCGCAAGAUGGCGUGUGUGUGCAGCCUUCCACUGGGAACAAUCAACCAGGUGUACCGGCAGGGUCCUACAGGCAUACACAUCCUGCUCAGUGACCAGAUGGUUUACAACUUGCCGGACGAGAGCAGUUUUUUGAUCAGCACCGUCAAAGAUGAACUAGGCGAAGGACUCCAUCUAAUCCUGAAGUAAUGAUGAGUACGGAUGGCAUCACUGAAACUCCACUCUCUGUCUCGGAGCAGAAGCCUCCCUCUGACCCUGCCUCGACUCCUUCUACUUCCUCCCUCUCUCUCUCUCUCUCUGAACGACGGCUCCAUGGAAAGCAGAGAGACUGCGUUAAAGCCAUGUAACUGUUAGAAUCUGACAUGGGUGUGUCCACUGUUUCAUAUUGAAAACACUAUUAACGGAGGAGAGUUAAAAGAGGAGAGACUGGGGGGAAUACGGGGUUUUGGGGAGUGAUAACAAUCUUUCUAUGUAUUUUGAUUUUAUUAUCUUAUUUUUUUGUCUUUUUAUAUGUUUUUUC